Molecule: messenger RNA, 2054 nt
Organism: Lactuca sativa (garden lettuce)
Lineage: Eukaryota; Viridiplantae; Streptophyta; Magnoliopsida; Asterales; Asteraceae
Product: fasciclin-like arabinogalactan protein 17
Source: RefSeq, a predicted model, not a curated record
AUCAAACUUUCAUUUCUCUUCUGCCUGACUCUUACGUAUAGACGAUAGACAGCAACACACCACCACACCACCGACGAUACUUUACCCAUAACUUUACACUUAACUCCCCUCAAGAUUCACCUAAUUCCACACAACCCCUCGCCUUUAUACCAAACCCCUGUUUACCACUGUCGUACACACCACCAUUUCUCCCGACCACCAUGAAAAUAUAAAUCAGAAGCAAACUUAGAGAGAGAAAUAACACCAAUAAGAGAGAGAAACAUACACACAUACUCUUUCUCUCUCUCACACACAUACACACAUAGACGCUUGACCUCCCUUCCAAGCAAAUCAAAAUCCCUUUUUCCUACUUGAAGAAGACGGGUUCCCUCGCCAUAAUCGCCGGCUAGACACCAACCGGAAAAAAUGGCGUCCACACGAAAGUGUCUUACUAUGCUGUUUGUAUUGAGUCAACUCGCUGCGGCUGCAUUGUCUGGGAAACCCACCAACGCGACCACGCAAAUCAACUCCAAUUCUGUACUGGUGGCGCUACUUGAUUCCCAUUACACCGAACUGGCGGAGCUGGUGGAGAAGGCGCUCUUAUUGCAGACGCUUGAAGAAGCUGUUUCGAAUCAUAAUAUCACCAUUUUUGCUCCGAGAAAUGAAGCUCUGGAGCGGGAACUUGACCCGGAAUUCAAACGGUUUUUACUUGAACCUCGGAAUCUUCAGUCUCUUCAAACGCUUCUCCUCCACCACAUCGUUCCGAGUCGACUAGGUCAGUCUGAGUGGCCGGAAAAGUCAACACGUCACGACACACUCUCGGCGGAACCCAUACAUCUCUCCAAUUUGGAUUCUAUGAAGCUCGCCGGCAAUGCGGAGGUUGUUCGUGUAGACGACGUUUUCCGACCCGAUGGAAUUAUUCACGGAAUUAGUCGUUUGUUGAUCCCCAAAUCCGUACAGCAGGAUUUCAACAACCGUCGGAGCUUACGUGCCAUUUCCGCCGUUAAACCGGAGGGUGCACCAGAGGUGGAUCCGAGAACAAACAGACUGAAGAAACCGGCACCUCCGGUUCCCGCUGGAUCGUCUCCGGUGCUACCAAUUUACUACGCCAUGGCGCCCGGUCCGUCGUUGGCACCCGCUCCCGCUCCCGGACCUGGCGGUCCACGCCACCACUUCGACGGUGAGAGCCAGGUGAAGGAUUUCAUCCACACGCUGCUGCACUACGGCGGAUACAACGAGAUGGCUGACAUUUUGGUGAAUUUAACGAAUUUGGCAACGGAAAUGGGGAAACUAGUGUCGGAGGGAUACGUAUUAACCGUUCUAGCACCUAACGACGAAGCAAUGGCGAAAUUGACCGCCGAUCAACUGGCGGAGCCUGGUGCGCCGGAGAGGAUCAUGUACUACCAUAUCGUGCCGGAGUACCAAACUGAAGAAAGCAUGUAUAAUGCUGUUAGAAGGUUCGGGAAGAUUCGAUACGAUACUCUUCACGUUCCUCAUAAGGUGGUGGCUCAGGAAGCCGAUGGGUCGGUGAAAUUCGGCGACGACGAGGAAACGGCGUAUCUGUUCGAUCCUGAUAUUUACACCGACGGCAGAAUAUCGGUUCAGGGUAUUGAUGGGGUUUUGUUUCCGGCAUCGGAGAAGACAGAAAUCACAAAAACCGUCGAUCAUGUUCAAGCCACACCCAAAUCUCGUAGAGGGAAAUUGGUCGAGGUAGCAUGUCAAGUGCUUGGGACAUUUGGGCAAGAUUCCCGGUUCACCACGUGCCACUAGAAUUCUCCCUUUCAUUCAUCACUUACACUUCAUCUGAUCUGCCAAUCAAAAGGGAAUGUAUAAAGACUUGAAAGGACAUGUGAGAUACAGUUAUGGUAUGCAUCAAACUCCAUGCUUUCUUUUUUUGUGGGGGUGUUAGUGGGUUGUUAUUUGUGUUUGUUUAAUGUGUAAGCUCUUUUAUUUGAUAAAAGAAAAGGGUAUAAUAGUCAUUCUCCAUUGGUAGUUGGAGAUGGCAAUCAAAGAAUAUUUUUUUUGUAUUAUUAUUUUGUGCAUAGUGAAAUAAAUAAAGGAUUGGAUGGUGGUAA